Molecule: messenger RNA, 1573 nt
Organism: Annulohypoxylon maeteangense
Lineage: Eukaryota; Fungi; Ascomycota; Sordariomycetes; Xylariales; Hypoxylaceae
Exons: 4
Coding region: 141-1343 (400 amino acids)
Source: RefSeq, a predicted model, not a curated record
UCCUUGCAUAUCAUAAUCGAAGGACGAUCCACUCUACCGUCAUUCUAGCUUCUCAUACUCCACCAUCAGCCUGUCCUUUCCAGGUUCUUUCCAGGGAUCUACGGCGAUAAAACACACGGCCUCUGUCCGUUUUAGACAAUAUGGCGUCCGCAAACUACAAUUCUCACCCAUUGCCUGCACCGCCGCAGCAAGGGCAAAAUUACAACGAAUCUUAUCAACAGCCCGUUCCUCCGCAGCAAAACUAUCUACAGCAGCAGCGACAGCAACGCCAGAGACAAGCGCCGCCGCCACAAGCCCCCGAACCGCAGCGACCCGAGCGGGUCCGACCGAAGUCGAGAGCGUUCAGUUUCCGAUCGGAUAAGAGCCAGAAGAGCGCGAACAACCCUCAUCACAAGGUCGAUCUUACUGAGACGCACGUUGAGAAGGAGGCGAGAAGACUUCACGGGAAAACCGACCCUACGUUCGCGCUGACCGAGUCGGAACCAGCUAUGGAUGCGCAGUCUAAGGGAGGUUUCGGACAGGCUCCUUUACGAUCUUUUCAACACAAGGAUGUUUAUGGCAAUCCUAUUACUGAUCCCGACCGAUCGAAUCCCACUCGAAGUCGAUUAGAGAGGCCCCUCGACACAAUUCGGGGAUUUGAGGCCGCUAUUGAUGGCGGAUACAACCGCAAUUCUAUUCUCAGAUCAGAUUCGGAGUCGGUAGCGAAUUGGAGCAGACGAGGAAGCUAUUAUGGAAACAACCAACCUCGUUUCCCUCAAGAGAGCUAUUAUGGAGGACGAUCAAAUCCCGCGCUCCGACCUGAGAGUGUGAUGAUGGAUCCUAGACAAUCUGCGAUGAAUGGCCCGCGAGAGAGUUAUUAUGAAGGACCCGAUGGUGGUCAAUAUGGUCGUAACAAUGCGGCACCGAGAAUUAGAUAUUCACGGAUGCAGUCAGACCCGUAUGCGAAUGGCAACGGUCGUGGGGUUCCCGAUAGGAACGUUUACCCCAUGCCUAACAACCAUCGAUCCUAUGAGACGGUUGCGUCUGGUUCUGGUAGUGGCAGUCUAGGCGAACCGAAUGGAUAUCAGACAGAUCCGACAAGCAGCGACAACAGUUCGAUUGAUCGUCGCUCACCACCCAAGCGUCAAGAGCCUGUUAAUGACUAUGGUAUCAGCUUCGGUCAAGCACCGCAGACCCCAAGCCUUGGCCUGGGCGCUUCAGGCGGACCGCAGGCCGUUCCGCGAAAAGAGAAUGGAACUCUAUUACGAAAGCCUUCCAAAGCCGCCGUGUCUAAGGAACAGGCGGAACCGCGUCCGGGUAUAGAGAAGCGAAAGAGUUGGUUCAAGCGAUUUAGUAAAUCCUGAGUCUACUGACGGCGGGCGAAUCGGCGGCGUAUGCGAUGAAUUAUUUUCACACCACUUAAAUCUCGAGAUACCCCUCAUCUCUACCGUUUCCGACAUCCUCAUCGAUUCUUUGUUUCAUACGCAAUCGGGAAAUUAUCCUAGGCGACACAGUUUUUUGACGAUUAUCAUUGGACCGAAUACCACCAGUUGAUUCACAUACGUCUUCCGAGUGAAGGUUUUUAGUUUACGAU